Messenger RNA from Sus scrofa (pig), 2872 nucleotides. RefSeq names its product glutamyl-tRNA amidotransferase subunit C (gene GATC). The record is from RefSeq and is a predicted model, not a curated record. Gene Ontology annotation, biological process: mitochondrial translation; regulation of translational fidelity; glutaminyl-tRNAGln biosynthesis via transamidation. Lineage: Eukaryota; Metazoa; Chordata; Mammalia; Artiodactyla; Suidae. Gene Ontology annotation, cellular component: mitochondrion; glutamyl-tRNA(Gln) amidotransferase complex.
UUGAAGCACUGGUCGUACUCGCGCUUCAUGUCCGUGCAACCCUCCCCUACGCUGUUCAUGGCGUCGGCGACAGCGGCGGUGACGGCGCUCUCGGAUGUCAUCACUUUUAAGCGCGUCGCUCGGCUUUACGAGAGGACGCACUACGGAGGCCGAGCAGGAGAGAAAUGUGGGCGCGGGCUGUGUGGCUCGGCCUUCGGGCCUCGGCGGGCGCGUUCCGGGGCUUCACCUCCAAGGCGGAUCUUCAGGGAAGUGGCCGGAUUACGGCCGAGCUGGUGGAACAUUUGGAGCGACUAGCGCUUGUGGACUUCGGCAACCAAGAGGCCGUGGCGCGGCUGGAGAAAGCCAUUGCCUUCGCCGACCGGCUCCGCGACGUGGACACGGACGGGGUGGAGCCCAUGGACUCAGUCCUGGAGGACAGAUGUCUGUACCUGAGAUCCGACAAUGUGGUAGAAGGCAACUGUGCUGAAGAACUACUACAAAACUCCCAUCGAGUUGUGGAGGAGUAUUUUGUGGCCCCCCCAGGUAAUAUCUCUUGGUCAAAGCUGGAUGAAAAAGAGCCCUUCUCAUUCCGCUGAGUACUCUUCUGGGAAGGAGUGUUCUAUGAACAUUGGAAGGACAACAACAGUAUUUUGUUAUUAUGAACGCAAAUAUUCCCACUUCCUUCAGUCACCUGGAAAAAAAAUUGAUGGUUAGGCAUUUUUUAGUAAGUGACUCUUCUGAAGACCGACUUGGGAAAGAUCUAGCCAAAGAGUUCCUGAUGCCAGUGGAAGUAGAAGGUAUUGCCGAUUUCCAAGGAAAUGGAUCAAGUAUUUACUCACAGGCCAUUAAGUAUGGAUAGCUUGAUCCCUUCCCUCAAAAGACUGUCUACCAAGCUGUACUUAAAGUGACCUUUUUUGUUUAUGUAACUGUUAGACACUGCAUCUGAUCACUGUGUUGACAGCCUGAGCUAUCCUUUUCAGACUGUCAACUUGAGCAGCCUUUUACUUUUACUGAACAUACUUAAAUUUGUUCCAGGGUACCCACCUUCUUCCAAGCAGAGGGCUGACUUUCUGCUGAGGUUAAAGGAGUAGGGAGGCAGCUUUAGGAGGUAGGUGAUAGAUAUGUAUAUGGCCUUCAUGGUUGUGAUUUCAUACCAGUAUACUUAACCCCAAACUCAUUGAAUUGUAUACAUUAAAUAAGUACAGCAUUUUACAGAUAAUUAUAUUUCAAUAAAGUGUUUUUUUUUUUUUUUUUUUUUUUUUUUUUUUUUUAAUGUAGCCCUGGGCCUGCAACAGAGUAGGCCCCCAGUUCCAUGAUUACUGAACUUAAGCAGAAUCCAAGAUAGUGGGGAUUUUUUUUUGUUCUGGGUUUGUUUAUUUUUUGUCUUUUUAAGGCUGCACCCAGGGCAUAGUUCCCAGGCUAGUGGUUGAAUCAGAGCUGUAGCUGCCAGGCUAUACUACAGCCACAGAAAUGUGGGAUCUGUGCCACAUCUGCGACCUACAUCACAGCUCAUGGCAACCCACUGAGUGAGACCAGGGAUGGAACCCACGUCUUCAAUGAAUAUAAGUAAGGUUUGUUACCAGUGAGCCAUGAUGGGAACUCCACGUUUUGUUUUUUAAAGCUCAGAUACCAAGGACAAAUGAGACAAAUUUAGGAAUGAAAGUGAUAGAACCAAAACUUAAGAGAUUUUUUUUUUUUUCUAACCAACUGCCAAAGUUGGUUUUGGGUAAGAAUUUCCCGAUGAUCUUUAUGCUGGUGCCCACUUAAAAAAGCCUUCCUGGAGUUCCUGUCGUGGCACAUCGGAAAUGAAUCUUACUAGGAAUGGGUUCGAUCCCUGGCCUCGCUCAGGGGCUUAAGGAUCUGGUGUUGCCGUGAGCUGUGGUGAAGGUUGCAGACACAGCUUGGAUCCUGUGUUGCUGAAGCUGUGGGGUAGGCUGGAAGUUGUAGCUCCGAUUUGACCCUUAGCCUGGGAACCUCCAUAUGCCACGGGUAUGGCCCUAAAAAAGCAAAGUAAACAAAAAUAAAAAGCCUCCCCACUCCCUUCUCUUAUCUGCAAUGCUCCCCUUUUCCUUUUUUUGCCAGACCCAUGGAACAUAUGAAAGUUCUUGGACCAGGGAUCAAAUCUAAGCCACAGUGAUGACCUAUGCCACAGCUGGAUUUGAUCCCUGCCACAGUGGUGGCAAUGCUGGAUCCUUAACCCACUGCGCCAGGCCAGGGAUCAAACCCUUGCCUCCACAGCAACCCAAACUACUGCAGUCAGAUUUUUAACCCACUUUGCCACAGAGGGAAUUCCUCCCCUUUUCUUUAAAGCAGCUUAAUUUACACAAUUAGCCUUGAAUUAUAAGAAAACCCUGAAUCUACCCUUGGGAUUGAAGUUCUCAAACCACUAUCAGAGCAACUACCUUUAUUCCCAAAUACAGUAAUCCACUUCUGCUCUUUACCAGUUGGGUACAAGUUGCCACUACAACUGAAAGAUUUUGGGGUGGUUUUUUUUUUUUCGGCUGUACCCAUGGCGUACAAAAGAUCCAGGGUCAGGAACAGCAGUGACAACACCAGAUCCUUAACCCAGUGCACCACCAAGGAACUCUGAUUUUUUUGUUUUAAUUUAUCAGUGUGCCUCUUUGGUGAAAACUAUGAACUUAAUCAAAGACAACCACACACAUCAAUUACUAAACGUUUAAAAUAUAUUUCUAAACAGAAUGGGCCAACUCAGUCACAGUAACUGCUGAUCUCCAUAGAAGAGCAACCCACAAAGAUACAGCACUGAUUUUUUUUCCCAUAAUCAGGGGUGAAAAAUAUACAACUUGUUUCUGAACCAAAACCACCAUUUCUGCAGUUAAAAAUGUGUUACUGCUAAUAUGGCCCUGGUAGAAAUUAUGUAGUUUUAUUUCCU